Molecule: messenger RNA, 2427 nt
Organism: Lotus japonicus
Lineage: Eukaryota; Viridiplantae; Streptophyta; Magnoliopsida; Fabales; Fabaceae
Product: B3 domain-containing transcription factor VRN1-like
Exons: 7
Coding region: 1-1566 (521 amino acids)
Molecular function (GO): DNA binding
Source: RefSeq, a predicted model, not a curated record
AUGGCAUCCAACAAGCAAGAUAAGCACUCUCCAAUCCAAUUCUUUAUGAUCAUCACCACAACAAGUAUUGAAGGUGGAAAUCUUAAACUUCCAAAUGCUUUCACUAGGAAAUACAGUGGUGAUAUGUCAAAUCCAGUAUUUCUCAAGCCUCUGGAUAAUAUCAGUUGGGAGAUAAACUGGAGUAAACAAGAUUCAGAUAUUUGGUUACAAAAUGUUUGGGAGGAAUUUGUGAAACAUUACUCACUUGAUCAAGGGCACAUGGUUUGGCACUUGGUUUUAUUUGAAUUCAAGGGACCUUCUAAGUUUGAGGUGCGUAUAUUUGACAAGAACGCCCUUGAAAUAAAAUACCUUCCACUUAGUAACAAGCAAAUUCCGAACUCAGCAACCCGUUUCUUUAGGAUCAUCACACUACCAUGUCUUGAAGCUGGAGAGCUUAUUCUUCCAAAUGGUUUCAUGAAGAAAUACAGUGGUGGCAUGUCAAACCCAGUAUUUCUCAAGGCCCCAGAUAACACUAGUUGGGAGAUACACUGGAGCAAACAUGAUUCAUAUUUUUGGUUCCAAAAGGGUUGGAAAGAGUUUGUGAAAUAUUACUCCCUUGAUCAUGAGCACUUGGUAUUGUUUGAAUUCAAGGAUGCUUCUCAUUUUAGGGUACACAUAUUUGAUAAGAGUACCCUUGAAAUAGAAUAUCCUUCAAAUGAGAAUCAAGGUGAAGAGCACAACCCUGAUCAGAUUGGUGAUGAGAUACCGCCGCCCAAGAAGACUAAACCAAAAUCACCAAUGUCACUUUCUCAACCACGCAAGAAAUUGAGAACCGGUAAAAGCAAAGAUGUUGGAAAAAGCCCUGAAUUGAGAAAGCGGAAAAAAGUCCAAGUUGAAGAUGAUGUAGGAGGAAGCACUGAACGUGCCACCUUCGUGGUUGAGCUGCAACCUUACAGUAUUGAUAGAUAUUCCUUGCGUAUCCCAUUACACUUUGCUAGAACACAUUUAAAGAUGAAAAAAGGGGAUAUCCGCCUUGAGAGGUUGGAUGGGAGAACUUGGAAGGUUUAUUAUAGUUUCUUCAAGUUAGGUGGUGGGUGGAAGAAAUUUGCUACAGAUAACAAUUUGAAAGUGGGGGAUAUUUGUGUUUUUGAGCUGACCAAAAGGGAACCCCUUUCAUUGAAAGUAUUGAUCUUUCCAGUUGCACAAGGUGGGGUGCCAAGUAGCCUGGGCCCACACUUCACAAAUGCUGCUCAGAGGGAAGCUAGGAAAUACACCCCAAAGAAUCCCUCUUUCACUGUCAGUUUAAAUCCGGUCAUUAAACCUGCGUACAGACCGCCUGUACCCAUUUCCUUCAUCAGAGAGUACUUGAAUGAGAAGAAGCAAAUCAUAAAUUUAAAGAUUGAAGAAAAAUUGUGGCCUGUGGAGUUUAUAUAUUAUCCAGAAUUUGGUUUAGGAAAGUUGUCUAAAGGUUGGAUAAUAUUUGCAAAAGAAAGUAAACUUGUAGGUGGAGAUGUUUGUGUGUUUGAGCUCAUCAACAAGGACGAGGAAAAUCCAGUGCUUGAAGUUCAUAUCUUCAAAGGUCACUGAUAUUUGGAGCUCUUGGUCAAUGAUGUUUUGUGUCCCAAAUACUAGUUAGUCCUGUAUGAAAGUGUAUCCUUCUUUGCAGAAUGAAACUUUCCAUUCUACCUCUUGUUUAUUUUCUAAUCUGAAGUGUUUAAAUCCCCCUUCCCUGACUCUAAGAUGCAAUUCCAAAAUAUCAUCUCAGUAGUACACUAAAAUUACCUGGUCAUGCCAGUUUUUAUCUAUAAAAUCUCUAAUGCCUAGCUGUUAUGGUAAGAUGAUAACCUCACAUUGAACUGCAUCCCAUAAGCUAUUUGGUUCUGUUCUUCUAAAUCUAAUUGUGUUAUCCUAUUCUUGUUAUCAUCCAACUUUGUUCUGUAACUGAUGGAAAAUGUCCAGAAUCAAAUUCGGGUACAAGACAUGUUAUGUUCAGACAGCUAUCUGAAUGGCUGAUGGAUUUAUAGAGGAGACGUGAGAGACUCCGAUUCUUCCUUUCUUAUCCAUUGUUCAGAAGAUUAAUCUUUCUAUCUAGUGUGAGGAUAUUCUAGAAAAAGAAAAAUGUUUUGUAAUUAAAUAUAAUCUUUACAGUAGUUUAUCAGAAAAUUAACUUCUCUAACACAUGUGUAAUGGUUAACAAGAGGAGUUACUUCCAGUUCAUCAACCAGGUCCUAGCAGCAUUUACCUCUUCUUCAUGCAUUGCUGGUUUGAUUGCACCCCUGGUGGCAUCUUCUUAAUACAUUGCUAGUUGAUGGUAUUAGCUUUCUCAUUCGAUCAGCUCUGAAUGUGGCAUUCGCUGAACUUAGAAUGCUUGUCAUAGGUCGGAUUAUGCUUCGUGUUGGCAUUCGAUUUGGAAAUCAUGUAGUAGAAGUUUUCUACAAACUUUGAUAA